UUCUCGUCAGAACUUCUUGUCUUCUGGUGGCAAUUCACAUGUUUCCUUCUUCUUUUACUUUUAUGUUGUGGAAACAGUCCUAAUGUGUUGCAGUGGAUGAAACCAGCCAAGAACUCCCGAAUCCAGGCUUAGAUGGGCGGUAGCGAACAUAGAGAUUGAAGGCAUUCCCUUCUGAACAGGGCAACCUAGGAGUGAGUAGUGGUGGAACGAUCCACUUGGGGCCAACGGCGUUAUUGAAAUGUUCAACUACUACUACGGAGGGGGGGUGAGGAUGGUGUUCAGGACUGACCAGUGCCGGUUUCGAAAGAAAGCACAUGGGGAAUUUUAUUUCUUCUUCUGGAAUCUGGGUGUGAAAGGAAAGGCAGGCGCAUAAAAGGAAAGGAAAGGAAAGGAAUGGAGAAUGGGGGCUGGCUGGUUUCGCGUGUGGCAGUACAAGGUCAUACUGACAGGGCUCCCUUCCGAUCGAAAGUCGGCCGAGUUGCGCAAUGAUGGCGCAUUGCUCUCUCAAGUGGCCGCCUUGCCUGGACCCGGAGAUCAGGAAACGGGUAGAAUGGAAGGGAAGGGAACCCGCAGCAGCCAGAAAUCGAGGCAUCGAGACCCCAAGAUACACAACAUGCAGCAAGCCGCCUGCAGCAGCAGCAGCACCAAGGUUACAACAAUCCCGAGAACCCGGGUAGGAAGAUCGUCCAUCUAUCCAUCACAAAAGCAUAAAGUCAUUCGCUUCUUGGGCACGCAUACAUUUAUUGGAGGGGGAGAUGGCGACUUUUUGUUGGUUCUUCUGCCCUCAAGUGCAGAGAUUGGUCGCCUCUUGUACAUACACAUAAUCGCGAUUUUCACGGUGCCCAACAUUGUGAAGCACAUCGUGCACGGACGCUCGAACAAUCAUGCUUUUCGAAGAGUAACGCUUUUCCGGACCGACAUUUUGAGACCAGAGAUCUCAAAGAGUUAAGCCCAACUUCGACAAUCUCACAAUGUCCGACGCGAAUGUCGACAGCACGAACAGAGAUUCCAAGACAGACAGACAGCGAGCGAGCGAGCAAAGCAA
Molecule: messenger RNA, 1045 nt
Organism: Mollisia scopiformis
Lineage: Eukaryota; Fungi; Ascomycota; Leotiomycetes; Helotiales; Mollisiaceae
Exons: 2
Coding region: 401-949 (182 amino acids)
Source: RefSeq, a predicted model, not a curated record